This is a messenger RNA of Hermetia illucens (black soldier fly), 1514 nucleotides long. RefSeq names its product aminomethyltransferase, mitochondrial. NCBI's taxonomy places the organism in Eukaryota, Metazoa, Arthropoda, Insecta, Diptera, Stratiomyidae. The record is from RefSeq and is a predicted model, not a curated record. Gene Ontology annotation, biological process: glycine catabolic process. The transcript is spliced from 5 exons. Bases 234 to 1487 code for a protein of 417 amino acids. Gene Ontology annotation, molecular function: aminomethyltransferase activity; protein binding. Gene Ontology annotation, cellular component: mitochondrion.
GAUUGUUCUUUCUCUUUUCGCCAUAGGAAUAUACUAACAUCCAGCCAGAGGUCAUUCAGAAUUUCAGACCUCCCUCGUCAACAUUAUGUCCAUCUCGAUGAAUUAAAAGGCAAAAAAACGAAACAUGAUUACGAUUGUCAGUUACCCAAAGAGUGUUUGUGUCUCCAAGUGUUUUUCGGGUCCGCUGGAAAAAUUAUAGUGAAAACUGUGAAAUAGUGGAAAUUGGAGGCAGAAUGGCUCUUGCAUCUUUACGUUAUAUUAUGACUGGCAAGAAUCGACUCAUAUUGCAACGAGUGUACGGGAAGGUUGUCAGUCGUCCCUACUCGAAUAGUAAUCAGCCGGAAAAGACCGCAUUGUAUGAUUUCCAUGUGAAAAACAAUGGAAAAAUUGUGAAUUUCGCCGGAUAUUUGUUGCCGGUCCAGUAUAGUGAAAUGUCGAUUGUUGCAUCUCAUUUGCAUACCAGAAAGCAUGCAUCGCUUUUUGAUGUGUCCCACAUGCUGCAGACUUAUAUUCGAGGGAAAGACUCCAUUGAAUGUUUCGAAACGUUAUGCCCAGCCGACAUUAAAAACCUAAAGCCACAUUCUGGCACAUUGACAGUUUUCACCACAGACAAGGGUACUAUAUACGAUGACCUAAUCGUUACUAAAAUUUCAUCUAAUUGUCUGUAUGUGGUUUCGAAUGCAGCCAUGAAAAAGCAAGACAUAGAAAUUAUGCAGAAUGCGAUUUCCAGUUUCAAAUCCAAAGGAAAAGACGUAACAGCCGAGUUUCUCUCACUUUCUGAACGAUCUCUUCUUGCUGUUCAAGGACCAACCGCCGUUAAUUCAAUACAAAAUUUAGUACCCACGCAGGACCUGCAGAAUUUGUUCUUCAUGACAACGGUUGAAUCGGAACUGGCUGGUGUGAAAGGAUGUCGAAUAACAAGAUGUGGUUAUACCGGGGAGGAUGGAAUAGAAAUAUCAGUACCUUCUGAUCGAGCAUGCGAGAUAGCUGAAACUGUACUGAACACGGGUGACAAAACUACAAAGCUAGCCGGACUAGGAGCACGAGAUUCGCUGAGACUGGAAGCAGGUCUUUGUCUAUAUGGAACAGACAUAGACAGGACAACGACACCAAUCGAGGCAGGUUUAAGCUGGCUCAUAGCAAAACGACGUCGAAUUGAAACAAAUUAUCCUGGCGCGGAUAUCAUCAACCAACAAUUAAAAGGUCAGAUCAGUACCCGCCGAGUAGGCUUUCGGAUGACUACCAGCGGGCCGGCUGCUAGAUAUGGAGUGGACAUUUGUAUAAAUGGCGAGAAAAUCGGUAGAGUAACUAGUGGCUGCCCUAGUCCAAGUAUCGGAGCUAACAUCGGCAUGGGCUAUGUCCUUGAGGAACACAAGAAGCCCGGAACUGAAAUCCAACUGAAAAUUCGCGACAAACUCUAUCCUGGAAUUAUAGAAAAAAUGCCAUUCGUGAAAACAGGCUACUACCUAGGUGCUAAGGGAAAAUGAUCAAAGUAAAUAAACUUUUUCCUAUUU